AUGACAACUACAACAACUGAUCCAAUUCUUCGAUUUGAUCUCAUGAUUCGACGUUAUCAAAUAGAAUAUGGUCUUGUUAGCAAAAGUUCGCCAGCAAGUAAAACAGGUUGUAAUGAAGAAAAUUUUCAAAAUGAUUCUCAAAUUGCUCAAUUAUCUAUUGAAGUACAAAUAUCAGUGAGUCGUUUAAAUAUAAUUAUGGCUGGCACUGGAGCGUUACCAGCUGUUUUAGCAUUUAUCAUUCUUGGUACAAAUUGUGAUCGUAUAGGGCGUAUACCUCUUUUGAUUCUUCCAUGUACUGUCGGACGAUUAAUACGUCUGACUAUUAUUCUAUUAAUUGUAGAAUUAAAUCUUAGUGACAUUUGGUUUAUUAUAACGAAUAUAGUUGAUGGCUUAUUUGGUUCAAAUAGUGUAUUACCCAGUGAAAAAUAA
Messenger RNA from Rotaria socialis, 429 nucleotides. NCBI's taxonomy places the organism in Eukaryota, Metazoa, Rotifera, Eurotatoria, Philodinida, Philodinidae. The record is from the annotation of a GenBank genome assembly.